Molecule: messenger RNA, 1896 nt
Organism: Lentinula edodes (shiitake mushroom)
Lineage: Eukaryota; Fungi; Basidiomycota; Agaricomycetes; Agaricales; Omphalotaceae
Exons: 3
Coding region: 152-1669 (505 amino acids)
Biological process (GO): negative regulation of transcription by RNA polymerase II; chromatin organization
Cellular component (GO): pericentric heterochromatin
Molecular function (GO): chromatin binding
Source: RefSeq, a predicted model, not a curated record
GAAGAAUUGUAUCGAUACGGUUUCGUGAGAAUCGUGGCAAAGGAUUCGCUGUUCUUCGCCUUGGCCAACGACGUGCAAGACGCGUCAAGACGGCCUUUCCUUUCUUUUAUUCUUCACUGGAUAAUACGCGUCUUUCUCGCUUUCUCCUACAAUGCCACCCAUCCGGAGCAAUGACCAUUCCGAUAUCCCCAUUAUUUCAUCUGACGAUGAAGAAAGUACACUCGUUCCGAGUACCCAAGCAUCAACUCCGGGGCUCUUUGUGAAUUCGGCUUUAUCGCCACUGACUGAAAUAGAGGACGACGACGAUGACAGUGCCUCCCAGUUGCCCGUAAAACAGGCUCGUUUCUCCCGGUCGUCGCGCAAAUUCUACCGCGAAUCUUUACCAGCUCCUAUUCGCGCUCGUCGCAAGCCAUCAAUGAGCGAUCCAUCAUCACCGCAGUCCGAAACCAUCACCGUCAACGGCCAUGUGUUAACGCCUACAAUUGUUUUUGACACGUUCUGGCGCUGGUGUGCCGAGCGUAAAUCCAUUGAUGACCGCCGUCGAGCUGGAGAGCCUUUUCCCUGGACACAGGAUGAGAUCAUGCAGACCAAAUUCUUUUGCAACACGUAUCGAGUGCUGGAUAAGACAUCUCAAUACAUCAUUACCCAAGUGAUACAGAAAGGUUCACAGGAACCUGUUGAAAUUGUAUUCCGAGUUGUCUUAUUCAAUAUUUUCACCAAGAUAGAAACAUGGCAGUGGUUGGAGAAAAGACUCGGCUCAAUAACCUGGAAAGACUACAAUCAAGAGAGUUAUAUGAAUGUUUUGGAGGAAAGAGCCCAAACGCACACCUUGUACACUGGCGCCUUUCAGUCCCCCGGUCCAAAGUGGGAUUACCCGGAGACAUAUAAGAAUCAUCUUCUCCUCCUCGAAACGCUCAUGGAUAACGAUUUUGCAGGGAAACUGCAAAAGUUCAAGAGCAUGGAAAAAGCCUACGCAUUCAUUGCGUCGUUCCCUAGUAUGGGAGAUUUCAAAUCCUAUCAGCUCUUGCUCAACCUCUCUUACUCUUCCGUCAUCAAUUUCUCUGGUAAUGAUUUUGUCGUUCCCGGAAUUGGCGCCGUCUCUGGCCUCGGAAAGAUGUUCGGUAAGAGCAUUGAGAACGCAGCCAAGGUCGACCCAAAUAUACGUAUCGCUGUCAUCAGAUAUAUGAUGGAGACGCAACAACAACACUUUCGCAGGCUCGGUCUACAGCUUUCAGGUCUUGGUCCCAAUCGCUUGCCGAUGGAGCUGGCUGAUAUCGAGCAUGCGAUUUGCGAGGUAGACAAGUAUGCGCGGAAAGCGCAUCCUUGGAUUGUCGAUAAUAAGAAUGGGAGGUCAGAGCUCAGGAGAAAGUGGACACCUUCAAGUGAGCCAUAUCCUGCGACUCCCGUGCUUCCGCAAGCCUGGUCGCAUGCCCGGCGUAAUAUCACGAGACGCUGUAAUAGAAUGCCUUCCGUUCAGAAACGGUGGGCAGUGGAAAAGAUCGUGACACAUCGUGUUGUCAGAGGCCGAAUAGAGUGCAAUGUUCACUGGUACGGAUACUCUGCAAAGGAUGAUACUUGGGAGCCAGUCGAGACUUUGUUCGAGGAUAUUCCCGAGGUCGUCGAUGAUUACUGGAAAAAGUACUUUGGUAAGAGCUACUCAGUAGCCUGACAUACAGGAAAAUACUGUUGGCUUGCCGUACGUUUAAAUGCUUCGUCACGACUUUCAUUGUUAUUUCUUUGCUGCGCGAUUUCUGAUUUCAUUCUAACAUUGCUGCUACUCUACAACGCCUAUAAUCUUUUCGUUCUAUACUUAUAUUCGAUAAUCGUGGUACUACCCGUUUCGUCUUAAUAUAUACAUCUUGUUUACUUAUUCUACUAACUACUUGCAUAACAUAA